This is a messenger RNA of Peronospora farinosa, 1419 nucleotides long. Lineage: Eukaryota; Oomycota; Peronosporomycetes; Peronosporales; Peronosporaceae. The record is from the annotation of a GenBank genome assembly.
AUGGCUGCGCAUCCGGACGUGAUGCGCGGCGUGCUGAAGCGCAAGCUGCAGAUGGAGCAGCAGGAAUUUACUGGUGUCAAGAAGCAGCGCGUGAAGAAGGCAACAUAUACCGCUAUGGAUGUGAUGAAUCGUCUGCUGGCACCUGACGGAAAAGUUGGCUACAAUGUGACGGAUUUGGAGUGGGAACAGCUCGUGCAGCUCACGCAGCAGAGCGAGCGUUUCAACCAUUUUUUCUCGUUUCCAGAGGAUGAAAAUAAUUGGGUCACAACCAAGAAGAAAAAGAGGAAGACGCACUUGAAGAUUGUAGCUGUCGAUUGCGAGAUGUGCGUCACACAGAAAGAAGGCUCUCGUGACCGCAAGGCCAACGCUCUAUGUCGAGUAUCGGCAGUGGAUGGAGAGAAUAUGCUGCGUAGCAUUAUCUCGGACUUUAUCGUGCACCAACCGGAGCCUGGAUAUCAUAUGUUUGAUCCGAAGACGGACAUUCACGGCAUCACGCCACAGCAGAUUGCAAAUUGCAAGAUCACGGUAGCACAAGCACAAAAGAAAAUGCUCAAGUACAUCAACCAGGACACAAUUGUAGUGGGUCACUCAGUAUAUGGGGAUCUGGCCAGUUUGCGUAUCAAUCAUCGACGCGUUAUUGACACGUCCCUCAUUUUCCAACGGAUAGAUGGAAAUCCGUCGCGCUCGACGCCGGGACUCAAGGAUCUUACCAAAUUCUUGCUUGGCUUUGACAUGCCGCAGGGACAUGACAGUACCGUCGAUGCUCAAGCUGCUAUGAUGGCAGCCAAGUAUGCUGUUCGACAUGAGACCGGUCGGAUCAUCCCAUCGGCGCUGGAGCUGCACGGACCUCGUGUCAAAGAGCGGCGUGACGAGAUCCUAUAUCCUGGGAGGAUACAAGUCACAAAGAAGUAUACAGGCCCUGCUGUGCUUGUUACGUCGGCGUUCAAGCUUGAUCAACUAACUGGCGAUCCUUCCAAAUCAUCGAAAGCCACGACCGUCAAAGCUCCGUCAAAUGAAGCGUCCUACGUCGAUAUGGCCGCUUUCACGAAGGAAAGUACUGAACAACCGCGCACUUCUAACGGUAUCUCUGACGCUAUGAUUGCACGUUCCUGUCGAUUGCGGGUGCAUCGAAUUCCGAAGGGCUUAUUGAGUGAGGACAUUGAAAAGUUCUUUCUUGAGAACACCAAUAUUGUCCCGACCGCAGUGGAGGCAAUUGUAUGGUUGCCAAACCAAAACCGAGGCUCAUGCAGUGUGACCUUCUCGAGCAAUGCCCAUGCAGCACUAGCGUUCAACAGCGCCGGGGGACCGAAUGGGAAGAUGAAGGUCAUCAAUGACUCCAUUGGUCGUCCACAGAAAACGAUUGCAGUUGUGAAUCUCAAGGGAAAGACGUAUAAGAAUGUGGUACUCGGCAUACUGUAG